This is a messenger RNA of Carassius gibelio (silver crucian carp), 6342 nucleotides long. RefSeq names its product TBC1 domain family member 9B-like. The transcript is spliced from 23 exons. The record is from RefSeq and is a predicted model, not a curated record. Lineage: Eukaryota; Metazoa; Chordata; Actinopteri; Cypriniformes; Cyprinidae. The coding region runs from base 144 to 3824 and encodes 1226 amino acids. Gene Ontology annotation, molecular function: calcium ion binding.
GCCAUUUUGGCUCCACGGUGGCUGGUUUCGCUGCAGUGAGUUGGGCGGCUCACGCAGACCAACGUCAGCUGAGUCCCGUCCAUUCUGGCAUGAAUAGAACUCACACAUUUACCGCAUCUAGAGAGUGAGAGUCCCCUGAAGCCAUGUGGAUUACCCCGGAGGAGGUGUUACUGGCCAACGCGCUGUGGGUGAGCGAGCGGGCGAAUCCGUACUUCAUCCUGCAGCGGAGGAAGGGACACGGGCGCGGAGGAGGCAUCACGGGUUUGCUGGUGGGUACGUUGGAUGUGGUGUUGGACUCGAGUGCUCGCGUGGCUCCGUACAGGAUCCUGCACCAGACGGGAGAAUCACAGAUCUUCUGGAAUAUUGCUUGUGGCUCGUCUCGUAAGGAGAUCACUGAACACUGGGAUUGGCUCGAGACAAACCUACUGCAGACUCUUUCCAUCUUUGACAACGACGAUGACAUUACCACCUUCGUCAAGGGCAAAAUACAGGGCAUCAUUGCUGAAGAGAAUAAAAGUGGCAAACCUCAGGAAGACGAGGAUCCCGGGAAGUUCCGUGAAGCCGAGCUGAAGAUGAGGAAGUUGUUCGGAAUGCCGGAGGAAGAGAAGCUGGUGAACUAUUACCCCUGCAGCUACUGGAAGGGCAGAGUCCCGCGGCAGGGCUGGAUCUACCUGUCCGUAAAUCACCUCUGCUUCUACUCCUUUCUGCUGGGAAAAGAGGUUUCGCUGGUGGUGCAGUGGACGGACGUCACGCAGUUGGACAAGAACGCCACGCUGGUUUUCCCCGAGAGCAUCCGCGUGAGCACGCGCGGCACCGAGCACUUCUUCUCCAUGUUCCUCAACAUCAACGAGACCUUCAAACUGAUGGAGCAGCUGGCCAACAUCGCCAUGAGACAGCUGCUGGACAACGAGAGCUUCUCCGCCGAUCGCUCGCUCCCCAAACCCUGCAAGACCCUGAAAAACGUCUCUGCGCUCAAGAGGGACUUAGACGCACGUGCGAAGAACGAGCGGUACAGAGCGCUGUUCCGGCUCACACAGGAUGAGCGUUUGGAUGGGCACACCGGCUGUACGCUCUGGACGCCGUUCGCUAAGAUGCAUGUCAUCGGUCAGAUGUUUGUUUCUAAUAACUACAUCUGCUUUGCCAGUCGAGAGGAAGAUCUGUGUCAACUUAUCAUUCCACUGAGAGAGGUGACUAUAGUGGAGAAAGCGGACAGUAGCAGUGUUUUGCCGAGUCCACUGUCGAUCAGCACUAAAAACAAGAUGACCUUCCUGUUUGCCAACCUCAAAGACCGUGACUUCCUGGUACAGCGCAUCUCUGAUUUCCUGCAACGCACGCCUGACAGGCCAUGUGGUCUUAACACUCAGUCUGAGAAUCCCAGCCCGAGUACGCCGCCCUCUCUGCCCCCGUCCCCUCCUGUCCUGGGGCUCGGAGAGACGCCCCAAAACCAACACUACAGCCCCAGUCUGCCCACAGCCAAGAAGGGCCUACUGCAAAUCUACCAGCAGGACGUCCCGGAGGAGCUGGGGCCCAAAGUGACGAGAGAGAAGAUGAAAGAAGAAUCAUGGAACAUCCAUUUCUUUGAGUUUGGCCGGGGAGUGUGUAUGUACCGCACAUCUAAGACCAGAGAGCUGGUUCUGAACGGGAUACCAGAGAGUCUGCGAGGAGAACUGUGGCUGCUGUUCUCAGGUGCCCAGAACGAGAUGGCCACACACACAGGUUACUAUGCCAGUUUGGUUGAGCAGGCGAUUGGUAAAUAUACUCUAGCGACUGAAGAGAUUGAGAGAGACCUGCACCGCUCCAUGCCUGAACAUCACGCCUUCCAGAACGAGAUGGGCAUCGCUGCCCUGAGACGUGUCCUGACUGCCUACGCUUACAGAAACCCUAGCAUCGGAUACUGCCAGGCGAUGAACAUCGUUACGUCCGUGUUGUUGUUGUAUUGUACUGAAGAGGAGGCGUUCUGGCUGCUUGUGGCGCUGUGUGAACGGAUGCUGCCUGACUAUUACAACACUAGAGUUGUAGGAGCGCUGGUGGACCAGGGCGUGUUUGAGGAGCUCACCCGCGAGUGUUUGCCGCUGUUGUAUGAGCACAUGCAGGAUUUGGGUGUCAUCUCCACCAUCUCUCUGUCCUGGUUCCUCACUCUCUUCUUGUCCGUCAUGCCUUUCGACAGUGCGGUGCUGCUGGUCGACUGCUUCUUCUACGAGGGCAUUAAAGUCAUUUUCCAGGUGGCAUUAGCUGUCCUACAUGCAAACAUGGAUCAGCUGCUGUCCUGUUCAGAUGAGGGAGAGGCCAUGACUAUUCUGGGCAGAUAUUUGGAUAAUGUUGUAAAUAAGCAGACCGUUUCUUCACCUAUUCCCCACCUUCAUGCCCUGUUGACCAGUGGCAACAACCCUCCACCUGAGAUCGAUGUCUUUGAGCUCAUUAAAGCGUCCUAUGAGAAAUUUGGUAGCUUGCGUGCUGAUGUCAUCGAGCAGAUGAGGUUCAAACAAAGGUUAAAGGUCAUACAGUCACUAGAAGACACAGCCAAGAGGAGUGUGGUUAGAUCGAUCAUGACCGAGUCCGCUUUCAGUAUUGAGGAGUUGGAAGAAUUGUAUGUUCUUUUUAAGGCGAAGCACAUCAUGAGUUGUUACUGGGGAGCGAGCAGCACCGCGGCGGAGCGGCACGACCCGAGUCUGCCGUAUCUGGAGCAGUAUCGCAUCGACAGCGGCCAGUUCACUCAGCUCUUCUCCGCUCUGGCGCCCUGGAGCUGUGGCCUUCACACCAACACGCUCUCCGGGCGACUCUUCCGCCUGCUCGACCAAAACAAAGACUCUCUCAUCAACUUCAAAGAGUUUGUCACCGGACUCAGUGGAAUGUGUCAUGGAGAUAUGACGGAAAAACUCAAACUCCUCUACAGACUUCACCUGCCUCCUGCAUUGUGUCCAGAAGAGGCAGAGUCAGCGCUGGAGGCCGCGCAGUUCUUCACUGACGAUGACAUGCCACAGGAUCCUCCCUUCCUGUCUCAUAUGGACUUCCUGGCACAGGAAGUGACCUCAGGUGAGGAGCUGAAGGAGGCAGGAGAUGCAUUAGCGGCCGCAGACACCGAUGAGAGAAAAGAGGAGAAGCCAAAGGACUAUAAGUACUAUCUGAGAAUGUGGGCCAAAGAAAAAGAGCCAAAGAAGGAGAGCAUCAAAGAUCUGCCUCGGAUGAAUCAGGAGCAGUUCAUUGAGAUGUGUAAGACUCUCUACAACAUGUUCAGUGAAGAUCCCAUGGAGCAGGAGCUGUAUCACGGCAUCGCCACGGUGGCGAGUCUCCUGCUGCGCAUCGGAGAAGUGGGCAAGAAAUUCACCAACAAUGGCAGCAAGAAAACCGAAGUCCAGCUGGCCUCAGCAGUCGAUGCUUUGCAGCCGGAGAUGGAGGACUCGUCCGGGGAGGGAGGAUCCGGACAGUCUUUGGUCUCCAAGGCCCUGGCCGAGGCGCAGCUGGAGACGCCACCUCCAACAGCGGCCGGCUCCGACGAAGAGGCCAAAGACGACACGUCUGUUUCGUCCUACUCUGUAGUGAGUGCUGGUUCACUGCAGUGCGAGGACAUCGCUGACGACACGGUGCUGAUUGGCUGCCCGAGCGGCGACGUGGUGGAUCGGAGGCGGGGCAGUCUGCCGGAUGCUGAUUGGUCGAUCACCUUUGAGCAGGUCUUAGCAUCGUUCCUGACGGAAACAUCGCUGGUCGACUACUUUGAGAAAAAAUAUGACAUCCAGAACAAAAUAACGGCAUGCAAGUCACUGAGAGCCGUGGAAAGACAGACAAGUACGUCAAGCGAUCACGAUUUCUCUCUGAACACACACUGACAUGCUCAUAAGAACACAAACACAUACAUAUUCUUGUUUUGCAUACAGUAUGUGUGUGUGUGUAUGUCCUGUUACUAUCUAUGGGAGUUUUAUACUUCUGUGUCAUAGUCAAACAAAUAGUGUUUAAAAUCCAUCCCAGCAGCUUUCUAUACCAAUAACCUCUGGAGUCUAGAUGCAGUAACCAAGGUUCACUCUAACAUAGGGGUUUUGAUGGGUUGAAUGCAUCAACUAGCAGGUCUGGAAUAGAGGAUUAUGGGAUGUGGCCCAUGCUUCGGCUCAAAUAGAUCAAAGAAUGAAACAUCACGGCAAAAAUAUUUGAUUUGCACACUCGUCCCAGGGUGAAAUAUCCCACACUACGGUGUACAUCACUAAUGCUUUCUUGCAGGUGUGCUAUAGUUGGAUAUAUUCGGUGUAUUUGGGAGUAAGAAGUGUCCUUUUGGUGAAGAAUCCACCUCAUAGCUCUGCUAAGAUUCACUUUAACCCCUCAGAUGGAAACAGUCUCUUAGCCUUGGUUCAAAGCCAUGUUUCUGUGUGUUAAAAAUCCGCUUUACCGUUUCUAAGUAGGUCAUUGCCUUAACUGAAGUGAACAGAUGCAUCAGUUGGUCGAAGACCCUGUUGCACUUGUUUGUUGUUGUGUUUUGCGAGGACCGCACCAUAGUUCUGUUUCUUUCAGAUGUUUGAUCACUAGAAGCUACUCAAGUGAUACAGCGCUGGCUUAUCUUAGUCGUUCAAACCAUACUGAGAGAUGCAGUCAAAAAUGUAGCAAAUUAAUUUAGCACAGUAAUGGCCUUUACCACAUAAAGCCGGAAUUUUUACUCUUUUAUUCUCCAAAAAUGUUUAUUGCUGUCAGGCCUGAAUGAGCAAGUACAAACACUGGGGUUCAUUCAUGAAACUCAACUAGAGCGAAUUGGUGAAAAUCACUCGAAAAGGCAUUUGUACAUGAAUUGUCACACUGAGAUAAAUGAAACUUUCAUGAAUUGGAUUGAAUGCAUGAUGCAAACUACAUUUAUAAAUAUAUGUAAAUUGAGGCACUGAAUUAACAUUAAGCAUUUAAGAUUUGUAAAAAAAAUUACAUUUUGUGCAUCAAUUUAGUUUUAUAAAUCUUUUAAGGCAUUGAAAGAAAACAUUCAUGUGAAAUUGUUGUUGAAAUUGUUUAUUAUGAAAUAUUUUUCUGUAAGUUUAUGCACUGAAUUAAAAUUAAGGAAAUCAUGUAAACUGUUGAAUUGAAUCAUAUAUAAAUUCUUGAAUUUAAUUCAGUGCAUUUGCAUUGAUUUAAUGUUUUGUAAAUGUUUUAUGCAUUGCGUGCUGAUUUAAAUAAGAAAACAUUCAGCAUGCAUUACAUUGUUGCAUUAAAAAUCAUAUCUUUGUGAAAUUAUAUUUACAAAAUAUUUGUUCGUAUUUAGUUAAACAUUAUUAUAUAUAUUAUCAUAACUUUUAAAUUAUUAUUUUUUUAAUAUUAGUUUUUUUUCUCUCUGUAAAAUCAUUGAAAGUUAAAAAUGUUUGCUUGCGUUUUAUAAAUGAGGCCCAGUUAUGUUCAUUUCGGAAUGCAGUAAAAGUAAAAUUUUCUUUAUAUCAAAUGAAGAUGGAGAAAACACAGUAGUUUUUUUUUUAUUCUCAAAACUCUCAGCCAUAACAUGAUGUUCUAGAACAUGAAAAAAACAAACAAACAAACAAAAAAACUUAUUCUAAAGCAUGUACAUUGAGAUGGAACUAGAACCUGUUGUUUAAGCACAGGCUUGGCCUAUUCAUCCUGAUCUUUAAUCACUUGACUGAAUGAGUCUGGACACUUAUAUUUAAUCAGAUGUAGUUGAGCUUCAUAACCUGUAAAUAGUUGCAUAUCACAUUAUUAUAUCAGAAGUUUUAUCGUCAAAUCGUGCAAUGAUCGUUCUGGUUUGUUUUCAGUCAUGUUUCACUCUGCUUUGUUUUAUACCGUCACCUGUAAUUGGUUUCUGUGCUAUAUUUGUGAUUUUUUUAACAGUUGCUUUUGUAUUAGGCAAAUUAGCUUUAAAUUAAGCCUGUUCAGGCUUAAAAAAAAUCCUGAAAGACUUCAGUAUUAAUUAUCAGAUGUUUAAAGAGCUUUAAUACAUGAUUUUAAUAUGGCAGAAUUAGGAAGACAUUUGAACCAGUACAAAUGAGAAUCACUGAUGCAGUAAAUCACUGAUGCAUUAAAAUAUAAAAAAUGUUUAAAAAAUUGGUCACAUUGAUUUAAAGCAUCAGUUCAUCUGCCCUAUGAAACGCACUUUUGUCAUUUGAAUCUGAAUGUGAAUGAAUCGCCUGCUCCUGCCACAUGACCUGUGAAUUUACUGACUUCACCUCACUGUGUUUCUAAUUAACUGUUAAUCAAUGCACAAACUAACACUGUUUCCACUUUCAUCCUGCAUUUUGCAAAAGGAGUGAAUCUUUACUUGCUAUUCUCUUGUUGGAGAGUUCCAAUUUCUGUAAGUUUCUUGCAAUUACUUAUUGUCAUGAAAGCAGUAUUGUGUAAUAUUAUGUAAUAAAAAUAAAGUUAUGGAAAAUC